This is a messenger RNA of Zingiber officinale, 541 nucleotides long. RefSeq lists its product as uncharacterized. NCBI's taxonomy places the organism in Eukaryota, Viridiplantae, Streptophyta, Magnoliopsida, Zingiberales, Zingiberaceae. Bases 143 to 541 code for a protein of 132 amino acids. The transcript is spliced from 4 exons. The record is from RefSeq and is a predicted model, not a curated record.
UUUCGUUCCUUCUCGACACUCGGUUGCUGAGAGGCCAGACACUCGAGAGCCUAUAUCCCCUUGUGGAGAUUCAUUUGAUAAUUCUGUUCGUGUUAUUCACGAGAUUAAUAGAGUCGUGAAUAACCAUUGGAGAGGAGACUCGAUGAGUUAUACAAGCACUCCAGCACCGACAAGAGAGCUAUGGUGGAGUGAAUUUAAGCGAUCAUUCACUUGGGACAUGUUUGAUGAGAUGGAAAUAAAGAGGAUUUUCAUGAAAAAAUGUGGCGAUCACAUUCGUCAUGUACUCAAUCAUGCAAAGUCGAGGGCGAAAAAACCACCAUUCAUCACCGAGGAAAAUUGGAUAAGGAUUUCAAAUUUUUGGGAAAGUGAGGAGUUUAAAAAAAGAAGUCAACAGAAUAAAAUUAAUCAAUCUUUUAAUUCUGGAGAAAUGUCUGCGACAUAUGCAGGAGGCUCUAUCAAUGUGGAUGAGCAUAGACGUAGAUUGACCAAAGAAUUGGGAAAGGAGCCUAAUUUUAUAGAUACUUUCACCCACACAUUUUAG